CGGUACGGUGCGCGGCGGCUGAGGCGCCGCCGAACUAGUCGGUAGGGACGGUUACAGGGCAGCCCCGGAAAUCCUUUGCUCUGCCUUUCGCUGCGUCGCGGUCGUGGCGCUGAGUUCCGUGGUGCGGGGGACCCUCGGAGCCGGCGGGUCACCCUGCGGCCCCUAGCCCGCCUCGCCCCAGGUAAAAUGGUUAUGAAAGCUUCUGUAGAAGAUGAUGAUUCAGGAUGGGAGCUCAGUAUACCUGAAAAGAUGGAAAAGAACAGUACAAGUACAAAUUGGGUCGAUAUAACACAAGAUUUUGAAGAGGCUUGUCGGGAAUUGAAGUUGGGAGAACUGCUUCAUGAUAAGCUCUUUGGUCUUUUUGAAGCUAUGUCUGCCAUUGAAAUGAUGGAUCCCAAGAUGGAUGCUGGCAUGAUUGGAAACCAAGUUAAUCGGAAAGUUCUUAAUUUUGAGCAAGCUAUCAAGGAUGGCACCAUAAAAAUUAAAGACCUAACUUUACCUGAAUUGAUAGGGAUUAUGGAUACAUGUUUUUGUUGCUUGAUAACAUGGUUAGAAGGUCAUUCAUUGGCGCAGACAGUGUUUACUUGCCUUUACAUCCAUAAUCCAGACUUCAUAGAAGAUCCUGCUAUGAAAGCUUUUGCUCUUGGUAUCCUGAAAAUCUGUGACAUUGCAAGAGAAAAAGUAAAUAAAGCUGCUGUUUUUGAAGAGGAAGAUUUUCAGUCAAUGACCUAUGGAUUUAAAAUGGCAAAUAGUGUGACAGAUCUUCGAGUUACUGGAAUGCUAAAAGAUGUAGAAGAUGACAUGCAAAGAAGAGUAAAGAGCACUCGAAGUCGACAAGGAGAAGAAAGAGAUCCAGAAGUUGAACUUGAACAUCAGCAAUGUUUAGCUGUUUUUAGCAGAGUGAAAUUUACUCGAGUGCUACUGACAGUUCUCAUCGCUUUUACUAAAAAGGAGACAAGUGCUGUUGCAGAAGCUCAGAAACUGAUGAUUCAAGCAGCAGAUCUUCUGUCCGCAAUUCACAAUUCAUUACAUCAUGGGAUCCAGGCACAGAAUGAUACCACAAAAGGAGAUCAUCCUAUUAUGAUGGGUUUUGAGCCUCUUGUUAACCAGAGAUUGCUUCCUCCUACCUUCCCUCGAUAUGCAAAAAUAAUCAAAAGGGAAGAAAUGGUCAACUAUUUUGCAAAACUUAUAGAUAGAAUAAAAACUGUCUGUGAAGUUGUCAAUCUAACAAAUUUACACUGUAUCCUGGAUUUUUUCUGUGAAUUUAGUGAGCAAUCACCCUGUGUUCUUUCAAGAUCCCUGCUUCAAACUACUUUUCUAGUGGAUAAUAAAAAGGUCUUUGGGACCCAUCUCAUGCAAGACAUGGUGAAAGAUGCACUUCGGUCAUUUGUCAGUCCUCCGGUGCUUUCCCCUAAGUGCUGUCUGUAUAAUAAUCACCAGGCUAAGGACUGUAUUGACUCCUUUGUUACUCACUGUGUUCGGCCAUUCUGUAGUCUUAUUCAGAUCCAUGGACAUAACAGGGCUCGUCAGAGAGAUAAAUUGGGUCAUAUUCUUGAGGAAUUUGCUACCUUGCAGGACGAGGCAGAGAAAGUUGAUGCUGCACUUCACAGUAUGUUGUUGAAACAGGAACCUCAAAGACAGCAUUUGGCCUGUUUAGGUACCUGGGUCCUUUAUCAUAACCUUCGAAUUAUGAUACAAUAUCUUCUAAGUGGCUUUGAAUUGGAACUGUACAGUAUGCAUGAGUACUACUACAUAUAUUGGUAUCUAUCUGAAUUUCUUUAUGCCUGGUUGAUGUCAACAUUGAGUCGUGCUGAUAGCUCACAAAUGGCAGAGGAAAGAAUAAUGGAGGAGCAGCAAAAAGGUCGUAGUAGUAAAAAAACAAAGAAAAAGAAGAAAGUUCGCCCAUUGAGUCGAGAAAUCACAAUGAGUCAAGCAUAUCAGAACAUGUGUGCUGGAAUGUAUAAGACCAUGAUAGCUUUUGACAUGGAUGGUAAAGUACGAAAACCCAAAUUUGAGUUGGAUAGUGAACAGGUUCGAUAUGAACAUAGAUUUGCUCCAUUCAACAGUGUUAUCACACCACCCCCAGUGCACUAUUUGCAAUUCAAGGAAAUGUCUGACCUUAAUAAAUAUAGUCCACCUCCUCAGUCUGCUGACCUAUAUAUGGCAGCUAGUAAACACUUUCAACAGGCAAAAAUGAUACUGGAGAAUAUCCCAAAUCCAGACCAUGAGCACUGUGGCUGACACAUGGCAAGUACUUCCUAAAUGCUUAAUGACUGUGUAUAGUUGAUUGAGCUGAAGUAAAGGAAUUCAUUAGAGCCGAUGAGAUCAAAUUUUGUGGUCAGUUUGUUAGAGAAGUUGUUAAUGUAAAGUACCUGAGCAUAAGCCGAUGGGAUGGUGGAGACCAUGAGCGAAGUCCUAAAAUCAUUAGAAAGUCAAUGCGGAGUAUAGUAGGUAGUAGUAAUAAGAUAGAAGCUAUGGGUUUUAAGUGGUUCUAGAAGGAACAAGUUAUUAAUAAGUAAAUGAUAGAGAAAUGGUAGGGAAGACUAGGAAUAUACCAACUUCCCUUCCUGGCCCUAUGAAUCAAGAAAUAGAAAGAAUGACCUCUAGUAUAGUGGUGUCUUUAUGGAAAGCCAGGUUUAUAUUUAAAUAGAAGGUAAAAAAAAAUGUUGAUUGAAGUGUUUGGGAAUGGAUAUUCUACUUCCAGAAUAUUGUACCACAACAAAAACAAAAUACCAAAAAAGAAGCAGUAACAGAAGAAAAAUGUACAGAAGUGGUUUUAGUAAACAAAAAAGAAAUUUCUUAAGAUUUCUUAGGGGAAAGGAAAAAAAAAACAACUCAGUGUAGCUAAUAAAACUCAGGAUAAAGUAGUGAAACUGCAGUAGUCUGAAUAAUGUCAACAUCAGUAGAAUUGGAAUGGAAUGAUUUAGGAGAUAUUUUAGUGAAUCUGGGAAGCACUAAGGCUAAUGAAGUUUCCCAAGGAGAGAGUCAUUCAGCUUAUUUGGAGGCUGAAAGACGGAAGAGUCAGUAUGAGAAAUUAGUGUAGUGAACCAAAAGAAUCUGAUGAAUAAAGAACUGACAAGUUCAUCUUUCCCAGAGUUGAAAAUAAAAUUUGGACUUUUAGUAUUUUGUAUUGUGUCUAUAUGAACUAUCACUUUAUUUAGUCUUCUGUGUUCUAAGAGUGCUGACAUCAGAAAGAAUAGAAAACAGUUGAACUUGGAUCCUUCACAAAAAAAAUUCAUCUUAAAUUUAAUGGAACAUUCCAUAGUUGACUUUGUUGUUCAUGCUUUAUUGAUGACAUACUUUUAUAUUUUUAUAUCCUUAUACUUUUUUCUUUAUAUUUAAAAAGUAUAUUUAUUAUCGAGGGGGACAAAUUGCUAUGCUAAGCCAUUGAUUUAUAGAGACUUGGUUUGUAUGUAUGCUCAAAAGUCCCACAGUUUCUUUUUUAUCUUAAAUUAGAAUUAAAGAAGUGAGUACUUCUGGAACCUGUUAUUAACAAAGGUAUUAAUUCUAGAUACCAAAAUUCAGAAUGUGUCCUGCCUUUUUUUUUUUCCUGUGAAAAACUAAUAGUGUCAUACUACAAAUAUUUUAAUUGGUGUCUUAAAAACUAAGACACAGUGACCAUACCUUUUGUGUUCUGACAGUUUCUUUUGCUUA
This is a messenger RNA of Sarcophilus harrisii (Tasmanian devil), 3654 nucleotides long. RefSeq names its product N-alpha-acetyltransferase 35, NatC auxiliary subunit (gene NAA35). Gene Ontology annotation, biological process: N-terminal peptidyl-methionine acetylation. The transcript is spliced from 22 exons. Bases 187 to 2241 code for a protein of 684 amino acids. Gene Ontology annotation, cellular component: NatC complex. The record is from RefSeq and is a predicted model, not a curated record. Lineage: Eukaryota; Metazoa; Chordata; Mammalia; Dasyuromorphia; Dasyuridae.